Molecule: messenger RNA, 855 nt
Organism: Morchella importuna
Lineage: Eukaryota; Fungi; Ascomycota; Pezizomycetes; Pezizales; Morchellaceae
Exons: 7
Coding region: 1-855 (284 amino acids)
Biological process (GO): intracellular copper ion homeostasis; mitochondrial respiratory chain complex IV assembly
Cellular component (GO): mitochondrial inner membrane
Molecular function (GO): copper ion binding; copper chaperone activity
Source: RefSeq, a predicted model, not a curated record
AUGUCUACCAUAUCCUCAGCCCGUCUUCUGCAGUCUACAUUUGCAGGCUCUGGGAGAAAAGCCUUCGCUUCCCGGGGACCUAUGUCAUCGCAAUGUCUCACACCUCUUAGAUUAAGAGCCAUACCUCGCCAGCCAGCAGCGCCAGCAGGAUUCCACUCUUCGGCUGUUAGGAGUUUUAAAACGGUCGAGGAGGCUAAGUCUCGUUAUCGCAGUGGGCCUUUCUCAUGGAAAGCCGGGCUUCUUUUUCUCCUUUCUGGUGUCGGAUUGACAUUCUAUUUCCGCACAGAGAAGGAGAGAAUGGAACGUAAGAGGAUAGCAGAAAUGUCAAAAGGAGUUGGGAAGCCAAAGGUUGGAGGGCCAUUAAAUUUGGUCGACCACGAAGGGAAAGAGAGGAAGGAUGAGGACUGGAGGGGAAAGUUUAUGUUGGUCUAUUUUGGCUUCACACGUUGCCCAGAUAUAUGCCCCGAGGAAUUGGACAAAAUGGCAGAAAUGAUCGAUUUGGUUAAAAAGAGCAAAGGGAACGUUAUGACACCAAUUUUCAUUACUUGCGAUCCUGCUCGGGAUACUCCCCCAGUGAUGAAGGAAUACCUGGCCGAAUUCCACCCUGAUAUUGUUGGACUGACAGGGACAUACGACCAAAUCAAGCAAACCUGCAAAUCAUAUCGUGUAUAUUUUUCCACGCCACCUGAUAUUAAACCAGGCCAAGAUUACCUUGUAGACCACUCUAUCUACUUUUAUCUUAUGGAUCCUGAAGGGGAUUUCGUCGAGGCACUAGGAAGACAGCAUACACCCGAGCAAGCCGCAAAGCUUAUCUCCAAACACAUCGGGGACUGGGAGGGCCCGUUGAAAAAGUGA